AGCCACUCACCUUGACACUGCUCCAUUUCUACUCUCCACUGCUCUCCCCACUCCAUGCUCCCCCCACCUCGCCUUCUCCGCCACUAGUCUCAUUAGCUCUCUCUCUCACUCUGCCUCCAUAGCCACUCCUCUGCCUCCUUGCGUCUCUCUCUGUCUCUUUCUCUCUUUCUUACCACGAUGGCGACUACGGCGAGUGCCUCCUCCAUGGCUGGUGCCGUUGUGGUGCCAUCGCUGGCCACCGCGUCCACCUCCUCGCGGCGAGUGUCGUCGAAAAUGGGAGUGCGGAAACUGAAGAAUUUCGGCGGGUUGAAGUCCGACAGCCAGGUGACCCGUAUGGGCAUGCCCGUGAGUACCGAGGAAGCUUUUGCCUCUGUGAAGGCGAAGUGCAGUGGCCGCGUGUCUCGGGGUGGAGCUCUGGCUGCUAACUGCGAUGUUGCGUCCGAGAUUUUCCGCAUUGUGCCCAUCAUGAGCGGGCUUACCCUCGUCGGUAUCGCUAUUGGCUUCGUGCUGUUGCGUGUGGAGGCGGCCGUCGAGGAGUCGGAGUGAAGGUCUUGUCGGCACUCUCUCUCACGUUCUGAAAACUUAUUUGUCGAAUUUUCAUAUCGUUUCAACGGUAGGAAUUAGUGGUUUUAGCUCGUUGUUUCUCUUGAACCUUUUCAAGUGUGAUGCGGCUGGUAGUAACACUUUGAGCGUAGGUUGUGUAGCUCUGUACAAUGCUGUUGCAAUUUCCCCCGCAGUUACUACUACGGGUAGCAUACGUGAAAUUUAAUUUGAUCUUUCAGUCACGAUUAUGGUAACUCAA
Molecule: messenger RNA, 802 nt
Organism: Physcomitrium patens
Lineage: Eukaryota; Viridiplantae; Streptophyta; Bryopsida; Funariales; Funariaceae
Cellular component (GO): cytochrome b6f complex
Source: RefSeq, a predicted model, not a curated record